AUGGUCAUUGACGACGUCGGCGACGCCAGCGCCUUUCGCUUGCGCCCUAGCGCCGACAACAAUGUCAACGCAGCCUUCUUUGGCCUCCUCAUCGUGCUGUUGCCGUCCUCAUACAGCGGUGGUGACCUCACCUUUGCCCGCGGCGAAAUGCCGCAAACGGUCAGCGCUUGCGGCAUGGCGGUGUACGCAGCUGCUUUGCUAUCGACGACCAUCACGUCGGCGCGGAUCACGAGUGGCCGCCAUACUGCGCUCGUCUACCGGCUGUACCAUGCCGAUGUCAACGGGCCCACGGUGCUCGUGCCGCCGGCGCCCGACGCGGCUGUUGCUGCCUUCCAGGCGCUCAGCCGAUCGAUGACAGAGCCAUUUCAGCGGCUCGGGCGGGCUCUCUCCGCCUCUAACGAGCCGCUCUCGUUUGCGUCGCUUGGCAAGUGGAAUCAAGCGUUCAUUUGCAGCACUUGUCGCCUCGGCAAAGUCAUCUCGCUACUGCCGCACCCUGCGUGCGAGAUGCCAGACGCAGUCGUGGCGGCCUGGAUCGGCCAGUCGCCCCAAGCCUUCUUGCACAUGCCGCCGUACAAGCACCUUGCGUAUAAGCGCGCAAUCGUACUUUGGUCCAAGCCCCACCGCAGACGCGGCUUAGCCCAGCAGCGGGAUGACGACAGCACGUAUCUCAGUCUCGCAUCUACGCACGAUCUAGUGUUUGGGACCUUGCCGGCGUUCGAUGUCCACGGCCCCGCGAUCGUCGGAUCGCAUUCGCUGCCUCACGAUAGUGCAACGACGGUACCUCUGCGCUUUGCGCGGCACCUGCCGUCCAUGCAGCGUAUCUUGAUGGCGCUCAACGACGUCGCCCUUGCCACCCUUUAUCUCCGCGACGUUGUCACGCUCCAGGACCAACACGUGUCGGUCGCCGAGGUCGCACCUGUUGUCUACAGCCUCUUGACCACGUUCGGCUGGGAGCCGCUGCUGGAUGCGAUGUUUGGCCUCGUUCAGCGCUGGAUCAAGACGCACCCGGAUGCCACCGUGCAGCUACUCAUAAGCUUGGCCGGCCUCGACACGGAAGCGCCAGUGUGUCGACCGUUGCAGCAGCCGUUUGAAGCCGAGCUCUUCAAGCGAUGCUAUGACGCCGUGCUUCGAACCCCCCAGCUCUUCACGGACGAGUUUGGUGUACGUCGCGGUCCAGCGGUUGUUCAAGGUCUCAUUUUGCUCGAGCACUACGUCAAGACGACGGUACCACCACUUGAAAAGGCAAGCUUCUUGAGCCGGUGGUUGCCACCGAUGGUCGUUGCCGCUGUUGACGCCUACCUCUAUGCGCCGCUGCCGGUUUCGGGCUUUCUCUUGUCGCCUGAUGCCUUUGAUCCGCUCGAGGCUGUCGCCGUCGGUCUCACCACGGCCUUGCGCUGUCAGCCUGCCAUAAAUUUACCGCUCGCUGUCGUCGAUAGUCUUGCCGAGGUGCUACAAAGCUAUAUACCUCACGACGUCAUAUUCAGCGACCUUGACGUUGUGCUAGCAGUGUUUGCAGUGGCCAGCCAUGCACAUCGACUCGAUGCAGCGCUCUUUGGCACGUGCGCAAAGCUCUGUGGACUUGCUUUGCUACCGGCUCUCACGACGAUGCCGGAGGACUCGGUGCCGGCCGUGGGCGACCUCGUCAUUGCCUACAUUGACGCCUCGGUGCACGCCUUGGCCAACGCGUCUUUGUGGCCGCAUGCGCGCGACAUUGACAAGUACCCGACAACGAUGGCAUCCGACGCCAAGACCUUUGGGAGAGAGACUUGCGUGACCCUGAGCGGUACCGGUACCUAA
Messenger RNA from Saprolegnia diclina VS20, 1797 nucleotides. RefSeq lists its product as hypothetical. The transcript has 4 exons. Bases 1 to 1797 code for a protein of 598 amino acids. The record is from RefSeq and is a predicted model, not a curated record. Lineage: Eukaryota; Oomycota; Saprolegniomycetes; Saprolegniales; Saprolegniaceae.